UGUGUUUCCGCCGGUAGAAGAAGUGUGUGACCCUGCUCUGUGGGAAGCGGCUUCUUGUUGCCACGUCGGAAGAACCGGGUUUAUUCAUUUAGAAUAAAAUACUACCAUAUUCUGGAUAGUUUCCUGCUUUAGCUGCAGUCAUGGUUUCCGUUAUCAACACGGUGGACACCUCUCAUGAGGAUAUGAUCCACGAUGCCCAGAUGGAUUACUACGGGACUCGCCUCGCCACCUGCUCCUCGGACCGCACCGUGAAGAUGUUCGACGUCAGAAACGGAGGACAGAUCCUGGUGGCUGACCUCAGAGGCCACGAGGGUCCGGUUUGGCAGGUGGCCUGGGCUCACCCCAUGUUCGGAAACAUCCUGGCUUCCUGUUCCUACGACCGAAAAGUCAUCAUCUGGAAGGAGGAGAACGGCAGCUGGGACAAGAUGCACGAGUACUGCGGACACGAGUCAUCAGUGAACUCUGUGUGUUGGGGUCCCUAUGACUUCGGUCUGAUUCUGGCCUGCGGCAGCUCGGACGGAGCCAUUUCUAUCCUCACUUUCACCGGAGAUCAGCAGUGGGACGUCAAGAAGAUCAGCAACGCACACACUAUCGGCUGUAACGCGGUGAGCUGGGCUCCGGCUGUGGUUCCCGGCAGUUUGAUCGAUCAGCCGUCGGGACAGAAACCAAACUACGUCAAACGCUUCGUCUCCGGAGGCUGCGACAACCUCGUCAAGCUCUGGAAAGAGGAGGACGGUCAGUGGAAGGAGGACCAGAAGCUGGAGGCUCACAGUGAUUGGGUGAGAGACGUCGGCUGGGCCCCGUCCAUCGGGCUGCCCACCAGCACCAUCGCCAGCUGCUCCCAGGACGGACGCGUGUUCAUCUGGUCGUGUGACGACCCGGCUGGAAACACCUGGACGGCUAAACUCCUCCACAAGUUCAACGAUGUGGUUUGGCACGUCAGCUGGUCCAUCACCGGAAACAUCCUGGCUGUUUCAGGAGGAGACAACAAGGUGACGCUGUGGAAGGAGUCGAUGGACGGGCAGUGGGCCUGCAUCAGUGACGUCAGCAAAGGACAAGGAGCCGUCUCCACCAUCACAGACACACAGCAGAGCGAGCAGUGACACACACACACACACACACACACACACACACACACACACACACACACACACACACACACACACACACACACACUUAUAACAUGACCCCUGGCUCUACAAGGACGACCCGAUCUUCAGAGAUGAUUUUAGCGUUAGGAAUUAACACGCCGGACAUUUCAACAGAACCUUGUCCACACUCAUUGAGAUUCUUGUGUAAUGUUUCUGUUUGAUGAUCACAUUUGUCCGGGAUAAAUGUUCCCAAAGUUGAUCAGAGACGGAGGAAACGUGCAUUGAAUGAAGCAGAAUCUCUGCAAAUGCAAACCUUAUAAUAACGGUAGAGUGCUGGUCCAGAUUGAAAUCCAUCCAUGAUGCUUUUCCCCCUGAAAACAUUCCUCCUCCUCCAGCGGAGAACAGCAGCAAGCCUCCACCUGCAACUAUAAAACAUCAUCUCCAUUUUAUUGAAUGCAUUUGUUUCAAAACUAGUUUCCUCAUGUUCUCAGAGUGAGAAAAAUCAGAGAAAGAGAUACGUCCUACACUUCAUCCAGUAGGUUAAUCAAGUACAUAGAUACAUGAUGUAUUGAUGAGUACACAUUGUUUACCACUCAAUACAAGAGGCUCAAUAAAUACAGAGAUGUAAUCAGAACAUGCCUUAUGUUUGGCCCCCUGAAUGACUCGCUGCCAACACAACCGUGAAUUAAGCAUCAACAGUUGUGAGAUCAGAAAACCCUGGAUGUGUGUUUCAUAUUUGAUGUAAUUAAUAAAACUAUAAUAUUAAAAUAA
Molecule: messenger RNA, 1862 nt
Organism: Gymnodraco acuticeps
Lineage: Eukaryota; Metazoa; Chordata; Actinopteri; Perciformes; Bathydraconidae
Gene: sec13
Product: SEC13 homolog, nuclear pore and COPII coat complex component
Exons: 9
Coding region: 141-1103 (320 amino acids)
Biological process (GO): positive regulation of TOR signaling; protein import into nucleus; COPII-coated vesicle budding
Cellular component (GO): nuclear pore outer ring; COPII vesicle coat
Molecular function (GO): protein binding; structural molecule activity
Source: RefSeq, a predicted model, not a curated record